Messenger RNA from Salvia miltiorrhiza (redroot sage), 1031 nucleotides. Its product is annotated as protein SHORT HYPOCOTYL IN WHITE LIGHT 1-like. The coding region runs from base 213 to 806 and encodes 197 amino acids. Gene Ontology annotation, biological process: regulation of abscisic acid-activated signaling pathway; negative regulation of photomorphogenesis. The transcript is spliced from 4 exons. The record is from RefSeq and is a predicted model, not a curated record. NCBI's taxonomy places the organism in Eukaryota, Viridiplantae, Streptophyta, Magnoliopsida, Lamiales, Lamiaceae.
AUAAACUAAAAUAAAAUAAAACGAAAAGAAGUGAGUAUUUCUUGAAAAGAAAAAAGAGUUAAUAGAGAGAAAAUCUGCAACCAAGCAUUAUGCACCCAAAAUUUUCCGAAAUCUCAAAAUAGUCCUUUAAAAACUUGCCAAAUUCAUCCCCGUCGUCUCUCUGCUGUGAAUCAGCACAACUCCAGAGAAGCUGAGCUCCUGUCGCCACUGUUAUGGCGGGGAACGCCGUCACUCUCCGUCUUCAGCAUCUCUAUUCUUCUCCUCGAACGUCAUUACCUCACUAUUCCUUGGUCAAUUCUCAUAACCCCAUCCUCCAGUUCGGUUGCAAUCGCACGAACAAUUCUCUUCUCCCUCACGAGAAAUGCCGGAAUCCAGUCCACGAAGUUCGGGCUUGGAGCGCGAGACCGCGAAGUGGUAUGGUGAUGGGCGACUACAUCGAUGAUAUCGACGAAGAUGAUGAUGAGGAUGAUGAGGAAGAAGAGGAGGAAGAUAGGAGCUUGGAUCUUUUGAUUAGGUUUGUGGAGAAUGUUUUCAGAAAGGUGUCCAGAAAAGCGCGCAGGGCCGUUAAGUCUGUUUUGCCAGUCCCUAUCUCCACCAAAUUGGUGGGAUUUGCUGUGAAUGGAACCAUAAUUUUGACAUUUAUGUGGGUUUUGAAAGCUUUUCUUCAGGUGAUUUGUACACUUGGGAGUGUAGUGUUCGUGAGUAUAUUGAUAAUUCGAGGGAUAUGGAGUGGGAUAUCGUACUUGCAGGAGAGCAGAGCAUAUGAAGAUGAGCCUCGCUCCCACUCCUGGAAACCUGCUGCCUAAUCUCCCACCCUUACUAUUCUUCUAAACCAUAUACUUAUUAACCAUUUCCGAUUACCUCAUUUCCUCAUCUCUCCGUCUGCGUCUGCUUAUUUAAUUUUUUUAUUUUAUUUUCGGAGAAUGUGUGCUUUUCAUACAUACACUAGUUUUAUCUAAAUCUCAAAUACUGUUCCAAGAACUGGCAAAGAAUAUUUAAAAUCGCAAUCUUGACGAUUUUUACAUACAAAA